AUGUUCGCCCUCUCUUUCUUCUACGUGCUGUCGUCGAUGCUCCUCUUCCGAGGCGUGCUCUCUGCCCCUGCAUGUGAGCUGAGCUUGGAGUCGCGCUCCACCUCCUCCACCUCCCUUUCCAAGCGUGCUGUACCUGCCGCUCCCCGUUUCGUGGUCUACAGCGACAAGUUCGUCUCCGGCCUGACCGGCCCACCUCCCGUGUCUGAAAUCGCGGGUUUCAACGUCUUCGCUCUGUCGUUCCUGCUCCUCUCGGGGCCCGCGGACAAGGCGGUCGAGUGGACAUGGCUGACCGCAGACCAGCGUGCUACCGUCAAGUCGCAGUACGCUGACGCGGGGGUCAGCCUUGUCGUCUCCGCGUUCGGCUCCACGGACGCGCCAACGUCCUCCGGGGCGGACCCCGUGGGCACGGCGAACACGAUGGCGGCGUGGGUGAAGCAGUUCGGCCUCGACGGUAUCGACGUGGACUACGAGGACUUCAACGCGAUGGACGCGAGCGACGGGAAGGCGGAGGCGUGGAUCGCGAGCUUUACCCAACAGCUGCGCACGCAGCUCCCGAAGGGACAGUUCAUUCUCUCUCACGCGCCGGUUGCUCCUUGGUUCUCCGUUAACAAUUUGUUCUCGGCUGGGGCCUAUCUAAAGGUCGACCAGACGGUCGGAGACCUCAUUGACUGGUACAAUGUCCAGUUCUAUAACCAGGGAACCACUGAGUACACCACCUGCGACAACCUGCUGAACACGGCGGGCGGAGACUGGCCCGGCUCUGCUCUCUUCGAGAUCGCCGCAGCAGGCGUCGACCUCAACAAGCUUGUCAUUGGCAAGCCCGGCAACAACGCGGGCGAUGCGGACAGCGGCUUCAUUGCCCCCGCUACGCUCGCGGGCUGCGUUGCGCAAGCAAAGGCCAAGGGAUGGGAUGCGGGCGUCAUGUCCUGGGAGUUCCCGGACGCGGCCGCAUCGUGGAUUCAGACUGUCCGCGCGCAGGCGUUCCCCGUCUGA
Molecule: messenger RNA, 993 nt
Organism: Trametes versicolor FP-101664 SS1
Lineage: Eukaryota; Fungi; Basidiomycota; Agaricomycetes; Polyporales; Polyporaceae
Product: glycoside hydrolase
Exons: 11
Coding region: 1-993 (330 amino acids)
Biological process (GO): carbohydrate metabolic process
Molecular function (GO): hydrolase activity, hydrolyzing O-glycosyl compounds
Source: RefSeq, a predicted model, not a curated record